GAGGCAGCCAAACCUCACAGGAGACCAAACAGCACAGCCAAAACCAUCUUUAUUAACUGAGUUUAUGAGUGAUUUUGUCCUUCAUAAAAAGAAGUAUUUUCUAACAUGCUGUGAAGCAAUACAAGUGAGCGCAUAUAGCUAAAUACAAUAUUUUGCUGAUCCUAGUGCAGUUAAAGUGUUGAUUUUUGUUUUGCUUGGUUUGUUGAGCCUGGAGAACACUGAGGGGAGCCUUCACUGCAUUCUGCAGCUUCCUCAUGAGGGGCGUUGGAGGGGCAGGGGCUGUUCCCUCCUCUCUGGUGACCAGGGAACCCGAGGGAACAACACGAACGCAUAUCAGAGGGUUUAGGGUGGGUGUUAGGAAAAGGUUCUUCACCCAGAGGGUGUUUGGGCAUUAGCACAGCCUGCCCAGGCAAGUGCAGCCCCAUCCCCGCCGGGAUUUGCCGGUGUGAAGAUGCGGCACUGGGGACACGCGGUGGCUCCGGCAGCGCUGGGUUAACCUUGGACCCGAUGAGCUCCGAGGGCUUUUCUCAACCCAGCGAUUACAGGGGUUUUAUGGAACAUCAUCCCCGGAGAGCUGCGCCCGUAGCACCGGGAUCGCUGCAGCGCCAGCGCCGAGGGGUCCCGGGAACCCUCGCGCUGUCCCGGGCGGAGAAAGCGGAGCCGGGUCCGUUCCGUUCCGGGCGGAGCCGGGUCAGUCCCGUUCCGGGCGGAGCCGGGUCAGUCCCGUUCCGGGCGGAGCCGGGUCAGUCCCGUUCGGGCGAAGCCCAGCCAGUCUCAUCCCGGGUAGAGCAGAGCCAGUCCCAUCCCGGGCGGAGUGGAGCCGAUGCCGUUCCCGGUGGAACUGAGCCGGUCCCGUUCUGGGCAGAGCGGAGCCGGGUCUGUCUCAUCCCGGGCGAAGCCGGGUCAGUCCCGUUCCGGGAGGAGACGGAUCAAUCCCGUUCUGGGCGGAGCCGAGCCAGUCCCGUUCCAGGCAGAGCCCAGCCGGUCUCAUCCCGGGCGGAGCCGAGCCGGUCCCGUUCCGGGCGGAGCCGCGUCAGUCCCGUUCCAGGCGGAGCCCAGCCGGUCUCAUCCCGGGCGGAGCCGAGCCAGCCACAUCCCGGGCGGAGCCGAGCCUGUCCCGUUCCGGGCGGAUCCGUGUCAGUGCCAUCCCGGGCGGAGCCGAGCCGGUCCCGUUCCGGCGGAGCCCCCGCCCCUCCAUGGCCGCCAUGGCCGCUCCGCCGCCCGCCGAGCCCCCGGCGCCCCCCGGCCGGCGCUGCCCGGCGCUGCUCGGCGUGGAGCCGCUGCUCUUCCUCGCUACCGUGUCGCUGGGGCUGCAGGGCCCGCUGGCCACCCAGUACCUGUGGGACCGGCUGGGAGCCGAGCACGGCUACAUUGACCGCAACAGCACCGAGUCCCCCGGCUGCGGGGACGGCAACGCGACCGCCGACCCCCUGCGGCAGAAGGUGGAAGCCCUGGUGUCCCACUGGAACCUCUACAUCAACCUGGGAGGCUUCUUCGUCAGCCUGUUCUCCGUGACCCUCUUUGGCCCGUGGAGUGACAGCGUGGGCCGGCGCCCGGCGCUCAUCCUGCCGGCCGCGGGCAUGGCCCUGCAGACGGCCGUCUACCUGCUGGUCAUGUACCUGGAGCUGCACGUCGCCUUCUUCCUCCUGGGACGCAUCCUGAGCAGCCUCACGGGCGACUACAGCCUGAUCCUGGCCAGCUGCUUCUCCUACGUGGCCGACACCAGCCAGCGGCGCGUGCGGACGUUCCGGGUGGCCGUGCUGGAGGCGUGCCUGGGCUUUGCGGGCAUGCUGGCCAGCAUCGGCGGUGGCCAGUGGCGUAAGGCCCAGGGCUACAUCAACCCCUUCUGGCUGGCCUUCGCUGCCAGCCUCGCUGCCACUCUCUACGCCGCCUUCUUCCUGCGGGAGUCGGUGAAGCAGAAGAAGGAGACCAAGCUGUUCACGCUCAGCCACUACCGGGCUGUGUACAGGCUGUACACGGCCCCCGAGCAGCCCAGCUCCAGGUGGAAGCUGGCUCUGUACUCCCUGGCUUUCUUUGUGAUUGUCACGGUGCAUUUCGGAGCCAAGGACCUCUAUGUUGUGUACGAGCUCGGCUUCCCUCUCUGCUGGACUUCUGACCUCAUCGGGUACGGCUCGGCCGCCAGCUACCUGGCUUACCUGAGCAGCCUGGCAGGGCUGAGGCUGCUGCAGCUCUGCCUUGAGGACACCUGGGUGGCAGAGAUAGGAUUGAUCUCCAACAUUGCUGGGUUGGUGGUGAUGUCUCUUGCUACCACAACGCCACUGAUGUUUACAGGUUAUGGAAUUUUGUUCCUUUCCAUGGCACCCACUCCGGUCAUCAGAUCCAAGCUCUCCAAGCUGGUCAGUGAGACAGAACAGGGUGCUCUCUUUGCUUCUGUUGCCUGUGUGCAAGGGCUGUGUUCACUCGUGUCUACAGGAGUGUUCAACUCUCUCUACCCUGCCACCUUGCACUUCAUGAGGGGAUUCCCAUUUCUCUUUGGGGCUGUAAUCCUCCUUAUUCCAGCAGCUAUCCUUGGGUGGAUACAAAUCUGGGAUUCAAAACACAACUACAACCACUUCCAAGAUGCUUCCCUGUCCCCUGCAAAAGACUGAAUUUCACAACAAGGAACUGGCCAGCACAGCAGUGUCCACCUGAAGAUUGCACUUUAUUCUUCCCUCGAAGAGAUCAGUCUGGGAGGGACACCCUCCUUGUCCUUCCUAAUUUUUAAAUGCCAAAUAAUUGGAAAUCACAGGAAGAACUUGAUUUGUAGCUGUGAAUGCCCCCUCAAUGUUGUGUUGGCUCAUCUGUCAGAGAAAACCCAAGAGACCCAAAAGCCCAUCAAGCUCUUGUGGGCCUUUUGCAAGGCUGGUUCGUGGUUUGGUGGGGCCAGAGGGCUCUGCCAUGCUUUUAGUGAGGAGAGAGGACUGAGUUCUGGUUUAAUUGCAAAACAUUUUCCCCUCAGAGUAUUCCAGUGUGCAGCUGAUGAGCUGCUGGUGUGGGUGAGGCACAGGCUGAAGGGAGGAAGAUCUGUGCUCCAGAUCAUCACUUUGCCAGUAAAAACCCAACAAAUGUGACGUGCCAGACCACGGAAAUCCUUAUGGAGAGGGGGGGUUUAGCACAGGAGUGCUAUUGCUCUCCUUACUGACUGCACCAGCUUUAGUUUUUGCAAGUCAGAGGUGCCCUAAGGAGACGAUCUCAUUCCUGAAGUGUUGGUAGGAGUUCCAGUGGUAUGUCCUGCCUGUCUGCAGCUCAGCCCAGGAUCCCAGAGGUGGUUUUGAGAAGUGAGAGAUCAUCUGAGAAUACUGCAGUGCCAGUAGAAUAAAUCCUGGGUUGGGAGGGACCCACGAGGAUCCUUGAAGCAAUUCCUGCAGAUGCCUUAAUUGUCAGGUGCUAAAAACUAUGAAAUUAAGGAGAAAAUUGUCAGAAUUGUUUCCCCCCUUAUACUGCAAAGCUGAGCCCCAGUUUGAUAGGUGUGCCCCAGUCAUGUGAAAUCACUGCUGUGCUUAUCCAGAGGCCUUCUGGUGUGGGGACAGGACUAAUGUCUUUAAGAUUAAUCUUUUUUUUGUUGUAUGUGGCAUAAUCUAGUGUUAAUGACCUCAGUUCUGCUGCCUGGCCUGGGAUCUGUUGAUGCCAGCAAGCAAACUCCAUGUCCAUGGUGCUAAUAAUUAUAAAGCAUUACCUGUGUUGCUGCAAUCCUUUUUUUUUUUUUUUUCUCAACGUGCCAUAAACCAGCACACACUGUUCAGGUACAUGCAGUAAUGACUUUAGUGUUACUUUCAGAAUGAAUAAAACCUCCAUGCUCUUUUAUGGUUCAUAAAACUCUGGAUAUCUUGUGCA
This is a messenger RNA of Prinia subflava (tawny-flanked prinia), 3834 nucleotides long. It is a transcript of the gene SLC46A1, whose product is annotated as solute carrier family 46 member 1. Gene Ontology annotation, cellular component: plasma membrane. Bases 1197 to 2609 code for a protein of 470 amino acids. The transcript is spliced from 5 exons. Gene Ontology annotation, molecular function: transmembrane transporter activity. Gene Ontology annotation, biological process: transmembrane transport. The record is from RefSeq and is a predicted model, not a curated record. NCBI's taxonomy places the organism in Eukaryota, Metazoa, Chordata, Aves, Passeriformes, Cisticolidae.